AUGUCUUACAGAGACAACACGAACGUGAAGCACUACGAUGGAUUCGUGAAUUCAUCUGGUGCUUCAUCCUCCAUAGCGAAGAAUUCUCAGUUCCGCGAAAUUGGCGUGGAAUACCAAAUGACUCUUCUCGGAUCUAAGGUUCACGAUGAUGGUGAGCGUGGCAAGUCUGAGCAUGCACCAAUUAUCGCAGGCUGUGCUUUGGAGGUAGGCACCAAGCAAGAUGGAGAGGAAACUGGGGCCAACAGCAUCCCCCAGCUCGGAUUGUUGGCAGGUUCGAUUCAGAAGUUGUCACUCAUCGAUAGAGGGGAGCCAUACUCGAUGGAAACUGAUCCCAGAUUGUUUUUCAAUGUCUCUCAACCAUCGAGUGUGUUUAUUUGCGGAUCACAGGGCUCGGGCAAAAGCCACACGCUCUCGUGCUUGCUGGAAAAUUGUCUCAUCCAGUCCAAAGCUGGUAGACUGCCAAACCCCCUCACAGGUUUGGUAUUUCAUUACGACACGUUUUUCAGUGAUGUGACUGGCUCUCCGUGUGAGGCAGCCUUUUUGUCAUCGCACCACGACGUGAAACCUUUGUUUAUCGACCAAAAAGAUCUAAAUACGGAGCGUAUGAUGAAUCUUAUGGCUGUUUCGCAGGGUGACGGAGAUAUACCACUAUACAUGCAGACGGCCAAGCGGAUUCUUCGAGAGAUGAGGGUCGCUCAGCAAGAGACCCAGGCUGGUUUCGACUACAAAACUUUCAAAAAUAAAAUCAUCGAUUCUGGUUUGACUCCCGGCCAGCUCGAGCCACUGAAACAACGAUUGGAGAUGCUUGAGAGUUUUAUGCCUCAAGCUCAGGUAGCCAAAGCUUCUCACAGAAGAACCCAGGCCCCCCCGAAGCAGGGAUCACUUUGGAACCCGAAGCCGGGCCAGUUGACGAUCCUUGACCUCUCGUGCCCAUGCAUCUCACCCGGGACGGCUUGUUCCCUUUUUAACAUCGCUCUCGCCAUCUUUAUGGAGCAGGAGUCCGACAUUGGCCGGGUCGUUGCUCUUGAUGAAGCCCACAAGUACAUGAAAACAUCAUCUGAAGCCCAGGCCUUUACCGAAACGCUCCUCUCUGUCGUCCGCCUCCAGCGGCACCUUGCGGCCAGAGUAAUCAUCUCGACUCAAGAACCCACGGUGUCAACGGAUCUUCUUAACCUUUGCACCGCAACCAUUGUUCACCGUUUUACCUCUCCCGAGUGGCUGAGAGUCCUGCAGAGGCAUCUGGCGGGUGCGGCGACUAAUCCUUUCGCUCGCAAGACGGGUAAGGCUGCGGCUAAAUCGACUGACGGGGAAGAAGGGCAGCUCAACGAAAGCAACGAGCGCUCCCUGUUUGACCGCAUCGUUAAUCUUCGUGUGGGCGAGGCUCUUCUGUUUUCUCCGAGUUCCAUUGUGGACGUUGAAAUUGAUGAAGAUGGCGGGCACGAGCUGCGUCGGCUCGGAUCGGAUUACUUGGCUAUCAAGAUUAGACAGCGCUUGACUACGGAUGGGGGCAGAAGUGUGAUCGCAGCUUGA
Messenger RNA from Aspergillus welwitschiae, 1530 nucleotides. RefSeq lists its product as uncharacterized. The coding region runs from base 1 to 1530 and encodes 509 amino acids. NCBI's taxonomy places the organism in Eukaryota, Fungi, Ascomycota, Eurotiomycetes, Eurotiales, Aspergillaceae. The transcript has 5 exons. The record is from RefSeq and is a predicted model, not a curated record.